ACUCGUCUUUUCAGAGCUCCUCCCAGUCCUCCAGCAGCUACGCCGCACACAACGCCAAACUCAACAGACGAGAAGGGGCGGGCGGCUGGUCUCCGCUGGUGACGGACCAGGAGCCGUGGCUUCAGGUGGACCUCCGGGAGCAGAUGGAGGUGACGGCGGUGGCCACACAGGGGCGCUAUGACAGCUGGGACUGGGUCAGCAGUUAUGUCCUUCUGUACAGCGACACGGGCCGAGGCUGGAAACAGCACAGACAGGAGGACGGAGUCGGGAGAUUCUCGGGGAACGUGAACUCCGAGGCCGUGGUGGUGAACAAGCUGAGCCACUCCAUAAAAACUCGAUUUCUGCGUUUCGUUCCUUUCACCUGGAACCCGAGCGGCUGGAUGGGGCUGAGGGUGGAGGUGUACGGCUGCACCUACAAGUCGUUCGUGGCCGACUUUGAUGGAAGGAGCUCGCUGCUGUAUCGGUUUAACCAGAAGUCCAUGUCGACAGUGAAAGACGUGAUCUCUCUGCGCUUCAAGAGCCAGCGGUCCGAGGGCGUCCUGCUGCACGGGGAGGGUCAGAGGGGGGAUUACAUCACUCUGGAGCUGCACCGCGGACGACUGGACCUCUACCUCAGCUUAGAUGACAGCGGUGGCGGCAGACAGAGGUCCGGCGUGAACAGACUUGUUGCCGUGACGGUGGGCAGUCUCCUGGACGACCAGCACUGGCACGGCGUCCUGAUCGAGCGCUUCAACAAACAGGUCAACCUCAGCGUGGACGCGCACACGCACCACUUCACCACCAGGGGGGACGGCCAGUCACUGGAGGUGGACUAUGAGCUGAGUUUCGGCGGUAUUCCUCUGCCCGGUAAACCUGGUACAUUCCUCCGAAAGAACUUCCACGGCUGCAUGGAGAACCUGUACUACAACGGGAUCAAUAUCAUCGAUCUGGCCAAGAGACGCAAGCCGCAGAUACACAGUGUGGGGAACGUCACCUUCCAGUGCUCUGAGCCGCAGUCUGGCGCCUGCACCUUCCUGAGCUCCAGCAGCAGCUUCCUGUCUCUCCCGUCUCCCGCGGCGUCGGCUCCUCCGGGGGGGUUUUCCGCGCACUUCGGCUUCAGGACGUGGAACGAGGCCGGGCUGCUCCUGUCGGUGCCGCUGAGUCCGGACCUCCAGAGGCUGGACCUACGCCUCAGCGGGUCUCGACUCCUUCUGACCCUGCAGACCUCCUCCAGGCACAAGUCAGAAGUGUUCAGUGGUCACUCUCUGAACGACGGGCUGUGGCACUCUGUGCGUUUGGACUCAAAGAACCUGCAGAUCACCUUAUCCGUCGACAAGGAGCCACACUCCACUGUGGAAUUAUGGGAAAAACUGGAAGUCAAAGGGAAUGUGUAUUUUGGAGGCUGUCCGUCGGUGGAGUGCCCGCUCUCCACUCCGGCGUUCCAAGGCUGUUUGCAGCUCAUAUUCAUCAACAGUCAGACGAUGGACCUCAGUCACGUACAGCAGGGGCUGCUGGGAAAAUAUAAUGAGCUUCAGUUUCACACGUGCAACAUAAGAGACAGGUGUCUGCCUAAUCUGUGUGAACACGGCGGCCGCUGCUCUCAGACGUGGAGCUCGUUCUCCUGUGACUGCUCGGGAACAGGGUACUCCGGCGCCACCUGUCAUAACUCCAUCUAUGAAGCGUCUUGUGAGGCGUACAAACUGAUCGGGAGCUCGUCGGGCUUUUACUCCAUUGAUCCUGAUGGGAGCGGCCCCCUGGGGGCUGCACAGGUGUACUGCAACAUGACAGAGGACAGAGUGUGGACAGUGAUCUCACACAACAGCACUGCCCCCGUCACAGUUCAGGGCUCCUCCGUCCUAAAGCCUCACGUUAUCAAACUAAACUACAGCGUCUCCACGCCGCAGCUGCACGCCAUCGUGGAGGGCUCCGAGCACUGCCAACAGGAAGUGGUCUACAACUGCAGGAAGUCCCGCCUCUUCAACGCCAAAGACGGCAGCCCUCUGUCCUGGUGGUUGGACCGUGGAGGAGAGAGGCGGAGCUACUGGGGUGGCUUCCUGCCGGGGGUGCAGCAGUGCUCCUGUGGCCUGGAGGAGAACUGCGCCGACAUGAACUACUUCUGCAACUGCGACGCCGACAGAGACGCCUGGGCUAACGAUUCGGGCGUCCUGUCGUUUAAGGAGCACCUCCCCGUGACCCAGGUGUUGGUUGGAGACACAGAGCGGACGGGGGCGCAGGCGGUCGUCCAUGUGGGGGCGCUGCGUUGCUAUGGAGACAAGACUUUGUGGAACGCGGCGUCGUUCUACCAGGAGUCGUCGUACCUGUACUUCCCCACUCUCCAGGCCGAGCUGGCCUCUGACGUCUCCUUCUACUUCAAGACCAGCUCCCCGUCUGGAGUCUUUCUAGAGAAUCUGGGCCUGAAGCAUUUCAUCCGUGUGGAGCUGAGCGCGCCCUCUGUGGUGACCUUCUCCUUCGAUGUGGGUAAUGGCCCGGCGGUCUUGUCGGUAAAGUCUCCACGGCCUCUGAACGACCGACAGUGGCACUACGUGAGGGCGGAGCGUAACGUGAAGGAGGCGUCUCUGCACGUCGACCAGCUGCCCCUGCGAUUCAGAGACGCUCCAGCAGAGGGCUACCUGCGCCUCCGCCUCAGCAGCCAGCUCUUUGUGGGGGGGACGGCGUCGCAGCAGAGGGGGUUUCUGGGAUGCAUUCGGACUCUUGGCGUUAACGGUGUGAACUUUGACCUGGAGGAGAGAGCCAAGAUGACGCCCGGAGUGAGCUCUGGUUGCCCCGGUUACUGCAGCGGGUCGAGCAGCCUGUGUCACAACAGAGGGAGGUGCAUCGAGAAGAGCAGCGGGUACAUCUGCGACUGCUCCCUGACGGCAUACGGGGGCGCCACCUGCGACCAAGAGGUGUCCGUGUCCUUCGAUCGCGAGUCCUCGGUGACCUACACCUUCCAGGAGCCGUUCUCGGUGAUGCAGACGGGGAACUCUCCGGCCUCCGGCGUUUCCACGGAGACGCCGGGCCGCGUCCGAGAGGACGUGGCGUUCAGCUUCAGCACCACGGCGGCUCCGGCCAUGCUCUUAACACUCAACACCUUCAGCCAGCAGUACAUCGCCGUCAUCCUCGCCCGGAACGGGUCUCUGCACAUCUGGUAUCAUCUGAAGAAGAACAUGAGUCCUGAAGUGCUCAGCCCCAGCCCCAGUGACCUCGCAGACGGACAACUCCACAGAGUCCGAAUCCACAGGGUCAGCGGCAACGUUUAUGUCCAGAUCGACCAGGACGAGCACAGAAAGUUCACGCUGUCGUCGGACGCAGAGCUGCUCCUCGUGCGGUCGCUGACAUUGGGCAAAGUCACGCGGCAGGAGGCGUUCGGCGAGGAGGUGCGGCAGGCGGCGUCCAGGGGCUUCGUGGGAUGUCUGUCCUCGGUCCAGUUCAAUCACGUGGCUCCGUUGAAGGCGGCGUUGACCAGCAGGGGGAGCUCCGUGGUCAGUGUCCGAGGUCCGCUGGUCCAGUCCAACUGUGGAGUCCUGGCCGACUCUGCGUCUCACAUCAUGACAGACAAAGGAGCCGCCAAUAAAAGAGAAACUCAGAACGACUCGCCCAAGGACCUGGCUGUGAUCGCAGGUGUGGUCACGGCGGUGGUCUUCAUUGCGGGAUGUGCCUUGGCGGUGGUCACUCGUCUGGUGUUUCAGCAGAGGAGAGCCCAGAGGAGCAUGAAGGAGGAGCAGAGACAGAACAUGUACACGGACUACACCCCCACGGACCCCCACCUCCACCCGUCUGUGCGGGACAGCGUGAAGGAGUACUACAUCUGACUCCGCCCCCCGCAGAACGCCGCCACCACG
Molecule: messenger RNA, 3821 nt
Organism: Periophthalmus magnuspinnatus
Lineage: Eukaryota; Metazoa; Chordata; Actinopteri; Gobiiformes; Gobiidae
Product: contactin-associated protein-like 5
Exons: 23
Coding region: 144-3791 (1215 amino acids)
Source: RefSeq, a predicted model, not a curated record